Messenger RNA from Symbiodinium natans, 5898 nucleotides. The record is from the annotation of a GenBank genome assembly. NCBI's taxonomy places the organism in Eukaryota, Dinophyceae, Suessiales, Symbiodiniaceae.
AUGGAAGGCUUUUGGGGAUGCAGGAAGCGGAAACGCAGUCCCUCUGCUGCGGGUCAGGGGUGGCCUGAGCCCGAGACAACCGACAAGCCCAGUGUCGUUCGCCUCAAUGUGGGAGGCCGUGAGUACAUCACCUCUACGAGCACGUUGCAGAAAGUCGGAGAUAGCAUGCUGGCCAGGAUGAUUCAAAGCAGCAUACCCUCUGCCACACAGAAUGGCGCUUACUUCAUCGACCGUGAUCCUGACCUUUUUGCUUAUAUUCUGGAGUACCUGCGUGAUGGCGCUGUGGAGCUACCGAGCUCUUCAGAGCCACUGCGCCGCCUUGAGAGGGAGGCAAGUUUCUUCAUGCUUCCGGGCUUGGAGAGUCUCGUCCGCUCCAGGCUGCUAGAGGUUUGCCUGGAAGUGAAGAUUUUUGCAAAGCCCUUCGGGUGCUCAGACGAAGAGUGCAAAUGCGGAAGCAACAGCCUGGCUCACUUGAACGAGUUCAGCGAUGCGGAGAUAAAUGCAAUGGAUGCCGAGAUCGACGGUUAUCUUGACCAUCCAGCCAGGGAGGUCAGGCCGUCUUUUCAGUCGCCUUUUGCUACCAUACAUGUGGUCAUCAAGACACAGCUACCUCGCAAUGCAUGGGAUGCUCAGGUAACGGUCUCGGGUUGCCCUUCACCAAUGACCAUGAGCGACCUUUUUUCACCAGCCGUCCUUGACCUUUUAAAGAGGUGUCAGCAAUGCUGGGGAACAUACGUGGCAGAUGGUUCCCUCAAUGAUCACCCCAAGUACACCAAUCCCAAUGGUGCCGUGAUGUAUUGGAGUAGCGGCAAAUGGAAGCUGAAUUCAGAAGCCUCCACUGAAGAACACGUCUACAGUGUGGAUGCAGUUGACGACACGCCACCACGCGGUGUGUGGUGUGGCGAAGCUGGAUUCAAGUGUAUGGUGGAUGGAGUGGACUUCCCUCGACCUCAAGAAGCAAGCAUGGCGAAGGCCAUGCAGGCAAUCAGGAGAGCGUUAGUCGAAUGCGAGGGGCUUGGCCUGGUGCAUAUCGAAGAUGUCCUGAAACCAGUCCCGGACAUACUUCGCAAGUUCGUGGAGGAGCCAGAGCUGUCCUACCAUGAGCUGCAUUUGAAGACCGGUGGAUACAAUGUCGGUGACCAUUACGUGAAAAAAGAGCAGCGGCACCAUUUCAAGACUUGUGUGAAGUUCGAAAUUGCGACCCGGAGUCAUUCUGAGUGCAAGCGUCGACGGGACUGGGAGCCUGCGGUCGACGCCUUGAAUGAGGCCGAGGAGGCCUUUGGGCUCGGUGGGGCACAGAGUUUCGCGGAGAACUUCACCGAGGGUGGCGCUCCUUGGCACCGGUCCGAGGGCUGGGCAGCGGCCCGGGACUUGCGAUCUGUUUUGACACGGAUGCCGGAGCUGCGGAAGCUCGUGCGUCGCAUCGGCCGCCGAGCGGCGGUUCGCGGGCCGAGGCGCUGGCUCCCUGCUGAGGCGGAGGAGCUCGGCUGCCCUCAGGGCGUGGCCCGCUCGGUGCGGGCGCCCUCGGAGGCUUCAGGCAUCGCGCGCAGCGGUGCCAUCGAGUUGAUGCUGCCUGCAGAGGCCCACCUGCUAGUGCAGGGUCGCAAGAGGUCCACUCUUAGGGCCCUCCACCAUGCCCGGCGACUGGAGCAGUCCCUGCUCAGUUACCACCGGGCAUCGUGGAUGGAAGUCCCGACACGGGAGCUGCGAGCCGAAGAGGUCCGCCCCGCGGGUGAGAACGGACCGCUGAUCCUCUGCUUGGACACCAGUGGGAGCAUGGCACGUAAAGGCGGUGCGCCCGAGACGGUGGCAAAGGCCCUCGUGUUUGAGUGCUUGCGCCAAGCCCAAGAGCAGCAGCGGCGCUGCUGCCUCUUUGCCUUCUCCACCGGUGCGGAGCUCCAACAGCUGGAUCUGGACCUCAGCGCCCUGGGACUCGAUCGCCUCCUGGAGUUUCUCAGCUUCGCCUUCCAUGGUGGCACCUCCCUCAACGAGGUCCUCCUUGCCAGUGUCGAGCGCUUGGGAAGCUCUCAGCAGUGGCAGAAUGCGGACCUACUGCUUGUGACGGAUGGAGAAGUCCCGAAGCCCAGCGAUGGUGUGCUUGAAUCCCUGGGUGAAGCGCGUGCGGAGUACGGGGCUCGGGUCUACGGCGUGGUGGUCGGCAGCAAGACCGGAGCGGUGAUGCAGAGCCUGUGUUCGGAGCUCUACCACUUCACGCGCCGCGUGGAUGCUGGAAAGGCUCCCGAGCACCGCGCGCCCUUGGAGCCGAAGGACUGGGCGCUGCGCCGCGUCCGCGCGGAGACGGCGGUUGCCGCAACUUGGGCGCCUCGCGCGGCAGCAAGUGGCCGCAGCACCUUUGCAGGCGCCAGUGCCGCUGGCGCCCCGCGCGGGCGCGUGGCGCGGCCUGCGCUGAGAGAAGCAAGCCUGCAGGGCCAAGAGCGACGGGAGACGGUGUCCGAGCGCAGCGAGCGCGAGGCGCGCUGGGCAGAGCGCGAGAAGCUGAAGCAACGGGAGCAUGAGCAGGAGCUCCAAGCCAAGAUGGGAAAGCGCUGGCGAUGGGUGAAUGGCCGAUGGCAGACCAAGGAGGAGUCCGAGGCCCAGGAUGCCAAGAUCGAGCUGGUCUACCAAGAGUCUCGAUUGCAAGAGGCCAAUCUCCAGCUCGAGCUCAAGAAGCACUUCCAAAGCAGGUUUACCGCGCCCGAGGCUGCGCGCUUCCCUGAGGACUCCGUGGCGGCACGCUGGGCCGAGGACAACUUGACACGCUUCGAAGAUGAGCUGCUGUCGCUGCUGAUGCUGGCUUCGCGAGAGGCAUCUCGACUGGGCAACGUGGAGUUCCAUCCAGAGGCAGCUCUUCUUGGGCUCUUCCGCUGCUCUGCGGGCAAGGAGAUCUGCCAAGACGGACUGGAGAAGUCCUUCAGCGAGGUGACCAACAGGUCUCGGGAUAUCCUCGAGGCUUGCAUUCGCAAGAAGGCCCACGAUGAUGCCGACUUCGACUAUGACCAGGACCUGCCUUUUGCUCCGGAGCUGCGGCAGCUACUUGAGUCGGUUGAGGCCGAGAGAGCACGGCUCCAGCACCAAGAAGCCAAGGUCGGUCACCUGGUGCUGGCGCUGACGGCCCCGCGUUUCCGGAAGACCUGGAAGCCGCUGGUUGCUUUAGGCCUGGAGCCGGAGCAGCUGCGGCCCGCCGCACUCCGCAGCCUCGGCGGCUUCUUCGCCGCCGCCGAGAGCCUUGCCGAGGCCGAGCUUCUUGAGCGUUGCGCAGCGGUGUUCCCCAGCCGCUGUGGAACUCCGCUGGCCGGGUUGGGUGGAGCUUUCAAGGCCAUCACGCAGGGCCUUGUCGAACGCUCCGUGGAGGCCAAGCUGCUCCUCCUUGCCGCCCUUUCAGGCGAGCACCUCUUCCUCCUCGGCUCCCCGGGCACGGCGAAAAGCCUCCUGGCCCGACGGCUCUCUCAGGUGUGCGAAGGUAGCUUCUUCGAGCGCCUGCUGACGAGAUUCUCGGUGCCCGAGGAGCUCUUCGGCCCGCUGUCGCUGCAGGCCCUGGAAGAGGAUGAGCUGCGGAGGAAGACCCGGGGCUACCUGCCCGAAGCAGAUGUGGCUUUCAUCGACGAGAUCUUCAAGGCCAACUCCUCUAUCCUCAACGCGCUGUUGAUGAUACUGAACGAACGCUGCUUCGACAAUGGCGACCAGCGCGUUCCCGUGCCGCUGUGGUGCGCCGCAGCGGCGUCGAAUGAGCUCCCAGACACCGACGAGCUGGAUGCGCUCUACGACCGCUUCCUCCUGCGCCGGUGCGUGAACCGCAUCUCAAAGAGGUCAGUGCAGAACUUUCUGCGGUUGACGCUGGACAAGGAGGAGGAUGAGGACACCUUCAACGCCGACCAGCCGCACGUGAAGCCCUUGCUGUCGAUGGAGGACUCGAUCGCCUUGCAGAAGAGGGCCCGGAAGGUGGAGUUCCCAGACUCCCUGUUGGAGGUGGUGGCCGAGCUGCGUGAGUUCUUGGCAGAGGAGGCCGAGCCGCGCUUCGAAGUCUCCGACCGCCGGUUGGCGAAGGCAGUGCGCCUUCUCCGCAUCGCUGCGGCUGCUGCAGGCGGUUCCAGGGUCAUCGAGUCCGACCUCCUCCUCUUGCGGCACGUCUUCUGGGAUCGGGAUCCCGCCCAAGGCCAGCUCGUGGUGGAGUGGCUGCUUCGCCGCUUCGCCGACAGCGGCUCUGGGCAAAAGGUUCCGGAGCACCUGCCCAUGACCAACCAUGAAGGCCGAGGAGCCUUUGGCUUCAUGGCAGACAUGUGGGCCCAUCAGUUACUGGCUGAUCAUGUGGCAACUCCCGAGCUGGAGCCUGGACAUGACUUCGCCUACGUGACGAGGAAAGCCUUCGUGCCCAAAGCGUUGUUUCUGGAUGGCAUGAGCUGUGAGACCGGCGAUCCCAUCACAAUCACGCAUGACCCGCGCGCUUCGUCCUCGACAGGCAGCGGCGCCCUGGCCUACGGCCGGAAUGAGCGCACUGGCCAGCGCGGCUGGUUCCCCCUCUCCGCCACCUACCCGAUGCCCAGCUCCUUUCUGGAGCGCGAGGGUACUUGGGAGGCCGCCAACUGUCAGGACACCUACUUCUCGGACUGGGGCUCUUCCGGCAUGAAGGUCCACUCUGUGCACACGGGCGGAGGCGGCGAGUUCCUGCCCCAGGUGCAGAGCGUGAAGCUUGGCCUCACGGCCAAGUCGGACCCCGAACUCAUCGGGCCGAAGCUCAACGAGCUUGCUUUAGAGCUGCAGAAAGCCGGAAGUCGCUAUGUACUCAGGAACGGCUGGGAGAUCCUUUCCACCGCAGGGCAUCGCCUGGAAGUCGAGAAUGCCGAGCGCCUCUUUAACGAAGUGCGCCGCCUUGGCGACGUGCCGGUGAGCCGCGGCGGUUUGCAGGGGCUGCUCUACAAGUGCAGCGAGAGGCUCAACGAGACCGAGGGCUGCCGGACCCUCCCAGGCUACCUGGAAGCCGUGUACGAAAUGGGGGCGUACCUCAUGUCCCUCUCAGAGGAGGCUCGGAAGUACCGGAAGAUAAAGAGUCGGCCCAUGGGCUUCGUCAGCGCUGGGGGCGCUUCCUUGCAGAUCGGCAUCACCAGCCCCAAUGCCAGCCACGCGGCGGCGCUUCGCCGGUGCAUUGCUCGGCUGCAGGAUGAGGUUGAGGUCGAGAACGAAGAUGGGGAGCUCUUUGAUGAGCAGCCGGGCAGCGUCACCUCCUUGGGGGACAUUGCGGAGACCCCGCCCGGAAGCCGCCGCAAAGGUCCCUCCUUGGCCAAAGUGUCCCACUUUCCCGACGGCCAGCUGGUGGCGCUGUUCUCCUUCCUCGCCGUGGGGACCAACCCUGGGCCUUGCAUUGAGGGCGGCUGCGCCCACGAGGUUGGUGGCGUCAACGAGAUGCGGCUGCAGUUUGAGAAUCACCUGAUUCAGCAAGGCUACGCUUCGAACCCAUGCGUCGAGAGCGCGGCCGACUUCCCUCUGGGCAAGGGCACGGCGACGUACACCCAGAGGCUGCAGGGCGGCGCCAGCGGCAGCGAGGAAGACCGCGUGACGUGCCAGACGGCCGUGACCCAGUUCUUGGACAGCGACCUCACCCUGAGGAAGUGGAAGGCAGAGUCCGGCUGCUCUCAGCUGGCAGCCGCAGUACCCAGCUGGGGGUUGCUGACCUCGUUUGGCCGAAUUCGAGCCGAGGGCCCGAGCAGCUGGUGCUCAUCGGGCGGGCCGUUUCGUGGCGGCCAGGUGAACUGCGGUGCCGUGCUCACGCAGACGUUGAUGGACAGCAUCCUCGACCAGCUCGGGGUCAGCGACGCCAAGUUCCAGAUUCGAGGGGACGUCGGCUGGGAAGCCGCGCUGUACGCGCUGCGUGGUCUGGAGUCCGGUGUGUGCUUCAAGACGUAG